AUGACUUGUAAUUUACUACAUGAUUACUCAUAUUUGAGGUUAACUUAUACCCUAUUACUAGCCUGUUUUUUCUUUAAUUAAGGUCUUUUGAAAGAUUAUAAAUAGCUCUAAUACAAUAAGAAUGGAAAAUUUAAGAUCGUUCAAUUGACUGAUAUUCAUUUUGGAGAGACUGACUCAAAAGAUAGAAGAUCUUAGGAUGUUAUCAGAACAGUCAUAGAAUUAGAAUAACCUGAUCUAGUAGUUGUAACAGGAGAUGUAGUCUCUGGCUAUGAAUGGGAUGAUAAAUCUUAAGGUUUUUUUGCAUCUAACUACGGCAAAAUGACAUCUGUUCUUGAGGAACUAAAUGUACAUUGGGCUUUCACUGCUGGAAAUCAUGAUACUGAAGGUGAUCUAAAUAGAGCUUAAGUGUCCUAUCAUGAUCAAUCAUUCAGUUUAAGUCUCACUAGACCUAAUGCUGCAAAUAUAUCUUAUGAACAUAACUACGUCAUUCCUGUAUAUAACUAAAAUGGAAGCAAAAUCGAGUUUAGGCUUUGGUUUUUAGAUUCAGGAUAUGAGUCUAAUUGCAGAGGUCUUUAAGGCUAUGAUUGUAUAUAAGAGGACUAAAUUAAUUGGUACAGAUCAGAACAUAGUAAAAUAUCAGAUAACGACAGCAGCAAAGGUAGAGGGUUCCUUUUUAUGCACAUUCCAAUUUAAUAGUAUAUAAAUCUCUAUAACUAUGGGACAAUAUAUGGAAAUAGAGGUGAAGAUAUAUGUUGCGGAGCAUAUGACACUGGGUUAUUUGGUGCGAUCAUUGAAUAAUCAACAGUAGAAUGGAUUUCUUGUGGCCAUGAUCAUAACAAUGAUUAUCAUGGAAACUAUGAAGGUGUUAAUCUUGCUUAUGGAAGAAAGACUGGCUAUGGAGGUUAUUAGUAAGCUUCUAUUAAAAAAGGUGCAAGAGUUUUUGAAAUUACAUAGGAGCCCUACAAUAUAAAAACAUGGAUAAGACAAGAAGAUGGAACUAUCGAUUUCAAUGAUAUGCUUUAUUCAUUACAUCGUACCCAUUAUGAUUUUUAAAAGAGAUGCUGUAAUACAGAACUAAUAGAAGAAUAAGUUUAAGUGACAUACACCUACUACUACUUUUUAAUCGCAUUGAUUGCAAUUUUCUUUCUUGUGAUGGAUAGCAUAAGAAACAGGCAUUUGAAAAAGAAAAUUAAUAAUUAAGAUAACGAAUCUAGUUAAAAACUCUGCAAAGAACUUAGUACUCAUGAAUGA
Messenger RNA from Stylonychia lemnae, 1251 nucleotides. NCBI's taxonomy places the organism in Eukaryota, Ciliophora, Spirotrichea, Sporadotrichida, Oxytrichidae. The record is from the annotation of a GenBank genome assembly.